CAAUCCUUGGGAUUUGCAUGAGGAUGUGGGACAGGUUUGGGGCUGCCAGUCCCUGCCUCAACCCAGGAUGGGAAGCACGUCCCUGGCUCCCACCUGCCACACUGCAGCCUCCUCCUGGACUGUUUUAACURUUUAAUUUAUUGUUUUAAUUUCCAGACAGGCCUUAUUUAGAUCUUAUCUGACUCACUUAAACACUCCGUGGUGGCUGAGGAUGGUCCUAAGUGAACAAUAUAAUCCCAAAAARUAUAAACACAUCCAAAUCAGCUCUGGGAUGGGAACUGAUGCUUGAUGGAUGAUAUCCUGGAAACAUGAGCCAUUACACAGCCUGUUGCUUCUGGAUGUAUUUCCUCUGGACCGGAGCUAGCUUUUAUUUUAUUGUUUACAUCUUUAAUUGAGAAAAAAACCCCGCAACUCAUCUCACUUGGCAUCACUGGAGAACAAAGGGCAGAUGUUGCAGUGCAGGACAUUGUUGACCACCCUGGCGUGGCGGUUCCUGGGCAGUGGCAAAUCCUGGUCCCUUCUGGUGUCAGUGGUGACAGCCUGGGGCUGGACCCCGACCCGAGGGGCUCAGGGUAUCCUGUGCUGGAGCCAACACUCGUCCCUCGGUGCUUUGUGUUUCCACACUGAACUGUUUUGUUUCCUGAGCAACAUCUCCAGACAAAGCGUUGUCCAGCACGAGUCCCCCGCGCCUGCCCUGUGGGAGGAAGCACAGGAAAGGUGUUCAGGCUCCUGAGUCUGGAAAACCAUCAUUCCCUUCGUUCCUUCAAAGGCUUCCUGUUGGGUGGAAAACAAGGUGCGUAAGCGUGCUCCACCACGCUGUGCACGCAACCUGGUGAUGUCUCUCUGCUGUGACCAGGGCAGAGAGAGCUCCUGUGCUUCUCUGGGAUGGGGGGAAGGUCUGAAUCCAUGGAGGAGAGGUUCUGAGCAGGUGGUGGARCAGGGGUUCACUACUCAGAGGUGCUCUGAGGGCUCUGCUGUGUCACUCUGAGCUGGGCCAAGUCCCUUGACCUGCCCCUGCCCACUGGAAUUGUGCAGCUGGAGAGUUAUCAGGUUUUUCUGACUCUGAUUUUCCCCUGUGUGGGAAGCCAGGGAAGCUCUGAGCUUUUCCAAGCCCCAAACCAGAAAAAGUGCAUCACAAAGCACUUGGCUUUCUGAUAACUGCUAUUCUCUGGAGUUCCAGGAAGGUCCUGGGAAGCUUCUUUUWAAGAUAAGGUGGCUCCAUAAGAGCUCAGCUCUCAUUCAGACUCUGAGUCAGGGGUUUCCUCAUUGCACCAGUGCCACAAUCAGGGUUGUGGGAGCGGAAGAUGAAACCUUGGCACCACGUGUUUGUCCUCAAAAUUCCCAGACUCAUUGCUGGAAAGAGCCUGGCARUGUGGGAGCAGCCCUGGCCAUGGCUUGUCCCAGAGCUGGGCUGGGGGCUCCAGCAGCUGCUGGAAAAAUCUGGGAAGUGUUUCUGUUAACACAGGAUGGAAGGAACAAAAACCCCAGUGCCAUUAAUCACCUGCUUCGGCUGAGUGUGCACAUUUGGUGGGGGAAUGUUUACAAAGCACUUCCUUUGCUCAGAGGCCUCUUGGACCCUCUGAGAAUUAAUGGCACAACCUCCUGAARGGAUGCGUGGUGUGCCCAGUGCCUGGAGCUGCCUCUCUGAAGAGUUCCCAGAUGKGAAAGGGACAGGUCCUGCCAUGACAGGGGAUGUAAAGGUGGGCACGUCCCUCCCUCAGAUCUUUGGGAUUUUCACCGGCCUUGGCAGGAYGGGAUGGGGCAGAAUCGGACUCAUCUCUCCACAGGGAGCUGAGCAGGAAUGAGGGAGUGAUGCCAGACACAGUGUGAGACCCAGGGCACUGCUUUGGGGCUGGAUAACACUGUGUCAACAUCUCUGUGCCAACACUUUCUCCAUCUGUACCACAGGAACACCUGCUUCCACCCCUGAAAAUACCCUGCUCUAGGAAUAAAUGCACCCCCCGACAGGGCUGACCACGGGCUCAGGCAUUGCUUUUGGAGAAGGAGCUGAGAGGGACCUUUUCCUGUGUCCUCAGCAGCUGUUGGGGUCAUGGAAGGGCUGGUUUGCCAGGGGUUCUGGGGGAGUGAUGGAGCCUGCAAAAACAAGCCAUGGAGAUGGAUCUGAGCCACAUCCUGGGGUGCAGAUGACUGURCAGUGGGAUAAAGGGGCCCUCUGCAGCAAUUCAGGGACUCUUCAGGACAGGGGCUUUCCCAGGUUUGGGGGUGCUGCYGGCUUGGCCCUCAGCUGGGUGUUGUGCAAGAGAUGAACUUGGAAGAAAACCAGAAAUCUCCCUCUGGAAAUACCCCUUGGGCUGGAAGUUGAGGAGGUCCUGGGGCCGGUGCUCCUGGGGGCGGUUCCUACAGGGCUUAAGAAGAGUUGAGGUCGGAGCUGGCUGCCAGAAGGACACAGCCCCAGCCAGAGGCACCCGCUCCCUGGAAGAGGGGAAGGAAGGAAGGAAAGAAAGAAGAAAAACCAGCCCUGCUGCUGCCCUGUGGGUGAUGGAACUGGCUCCAGUCCUUCUUCUCCUCGUCUUGCUGUGGGGAUGCAGUGGGCGCCCCGCUGACAGGCUGGUGGUGACACCGCAGGAGCCGCUGGUGCCGUUUGGGGGCUCGACAGAGCUGAACUGCUCCUUGGCCUGCGCAGGGGGCAAGGUGGAGUGGAGGGGGCUGGACACAGCCCUGGGGACCAUCUCCUCCUUCCCCACCCACAGCAUCCUGCACAUCAGGGACGCCACUGUGGCCACGGAGGGCAUGAAGAUCUGCCAGGGCAGCUGCCACGGGCAGCACUACCAGAAAACUGUCGCUUUGAAGGUAUACGCGCUCCCGGACGCGCUGAGGCUGGAGGCAGCUCCCCACWCCCUGCGCCCGGGGCACCCCGCAAAGCUGAGAUGCUCGGCCACGCAUCUGUACCCCAUCACCGGGGUGGCUCUCACCUGGUACCGGGGGCAGCAGGCGCUGGACAACACCGAUUUCCAUGAGGAGGAGACUGAUGAGGAGCUGUAUGACAUCGUGUCCACCCUGUCAGUGACUGGAGCAGAGGUGGCAGAAGGAGUGGAGUUCAGGUGCGAGGUGACGCUGCGUGUUGGGCAGGAGACCUUCACCAGGGUGGCAUCUGUGGUGGUGAGCGCUGARGCUGUGACAGAGGUCACCUCCACGGAGAGCCCCAGCACAGCCAGGCCCGUGGCCACCACAGCACUUAGCCCAGGGUCGAGUGUCCCUACACGUGAUGCCACCACAGCACAGAAAUCUGACACUGGGAYCACUCUGGAUCUGGCUGCUGUCACCAAACCCCCCUCCACGGGGCACGCUGUGCCCUGGCACCUCAUCACACGCAAUCCCACAGCCACCACCACGGGGACAGGGCCAUCUGUGGGGACAGUGCCCACCUGCAGCCUGCAGAUCUGGUCACUGCCACCCACCGGGACGCGGGGCAGGGCCCUGCGCAUCGAGUGCCGGGCACAGUGCWCCGGGAACGCCACGGUGGGCUGGCUCCGGACCCCGGCAGCCCUCUCWCAGUACCAGGAGGAGUCUGUGGGCAGCAGCUCUGCGCUGUGGCUGGACCGGGCUGAGCCCUGGCACCAGGGCCGCUACCUGUGCGUCCUGCUCGGCCACCGCGCCCAGAUGGUCAGCCUGGAGGUGGUGGUCGAGGAUGAUUCCUUCAGCUCAAGCCUUGCCAUCGCUAUGGGGACAGCGGGCUCACUUUUGGGGCUCAUCGUGACCGCUGCCGUGUCUCGACGCCUGUGGAAACGAUUCAGAUCUCGGUAGCAGCUGUCCUAG
Messenger RNA from Malurus melanocephalus (red-backed fairy wren), 3777 nucleotides. It is a transcript of the gene MADCAM1, whose product is annotated as mucosal vascular addressin cell adhesion molecule 1. Gene Ontology annotation, cellular component: membrane. NCBI's taxonomy places the organism in Eukaryota, Metazoa, Chordata, Aves, Passeriformes, Maluridae. The record is from RefSeq and is a predicted model, not a curated record. The transcript has 5 exons. Gene Ontology annotation, molecular function: integrin binding involved in cell-matrix adhesion. Gene Ontology annotation, biological process: heterotypic cell-cell adhesion; positive regulation of lymphocyte migration; integrin-mediated signaling pathway.